Melanaphis sacchari is the source of this 2269-nucleotide messenger RNA. RefSeq names its product transmembrane protein 104 homolog. The transcript is spliced from 12 exons. The record is from RefSeq and is a predicted model, not a curated record. Lineage: Eukaryota; Metazoa; Arthropoda; Insecta; Hemiptera; Aphididae. The coding region runs from base 611 to 2110 and encodes 499 amino acids.
CGUAAAUAGUGUUAUCUACGACUUGGGUUUCCGACUGUGAUUAGUGUGAUUUACGACUGAUAUCUGAUGAUAUACACCGUUAUAUUAUUAUCAACAUAGUAAAAAUCCGAUGUUAUUAUAAAUCAUUAGAGAUAUUAAUAAUAUAAAUAUAAACAAAAUAAAUUUUGUUCGAACGGACAAUACGUGGUACGAAUAGGGGCCACCGAACAUAUGCACGUUAUUGUUUUCUUUCUCUUUGUGGCAAUUUCUCGAUAUUCAUUAUUCAAUUCACAGUAAUAAGUUGUAUAAAAAUAAUAAAAUAAAUAAAUAAUAAUAAUAAUAAUAAUAAAAUCCAAUCGGAACAGAUUAGAUUAGACCGUUACCGUUGUUAUUCGAGGACGUAUUUUUGGUAGCAGUAGACUUCUAAAACAUUCAUCAUUGACGUUUUCCCGUCACGGUCAUACUCGUUUGUCAUUUGGUUAUCGGCUCUCGGUAAUGUAAAAUAGAUAGCUAACGAGUUGUGUGCAAUGUCGCUGUUCAUUAUUGUCACAUCAAUACCGUAACUGUAAAACUUGUAAAUAUUACUGGCAUAAUAAUUAUAUAGUAGUAUUUCUACGUUGAAAACAAAACCAUGAGUUCCCUAUACUCGACACCUAUUGGUUUGAUCUUUGUUUUUAACCUGAUUAUUGGGCCAGGUUCACUGACAUUGCCAGCCGUUGUUCGAGAAGCUGGAUGGGUUUUGAGUAGCUUAUUUAUUGCUUUUAUGGCUUUUUUAAGUUACAUUACAUUUUCAUUCAUUAUAGAAUCAAUUUCAAUUACAAAUUCUAUAACACAACUUCGUAAAUUACAAAUGAUGAAAAGUGUUACCAGGGUAUUGAAAUCAAUGCCACAAAUUACACCAGUUAACUAUGACAAACUUUCAAAUGCUAGUACAGAUAGUUAUAACAGUGAAAAUGAAUCACCUAUUUUUGACAAUCCAGUAUUACCUACAUCCAGUUCUUUAAUGGACUUUCCUCCUGAAUCUGUUGAAUUACUUUCACUUGAUAAUAGGAUAGAAUUGGGUGAAAUGGUAACAGUACUAUUACCUCCAUUCGCUAAAGUGUUGUUUUUUUUUUCCAUUAGUGGCUAUUUAUUUGGUGAUUUAGCAAUUUACUAUAAAGCAAUUGGACAAUCACUUGUAGACUUCACCUGUGAUCACAAAUCAAAUAAUAAUUCUGCUAAUAAGUCAGAUUUGUGCUGGGAAAAUUCUUCUUAUACUAAACAUGAAAUUUAUUUAAGCUAUUUGAUGCUGUAUAUUUUAAUAAUAGGACCAUUCACAUUUUUUAAUGCUCAAAAGACUAAAUACUUACAAGUUAUUGGUUUUCUCAUGCGUAUUAUAGCAUUUAUUACAAUGAUCGUUCUAGCAACAAUGCGACUGAUAUCUCCAACCCAAAAGCAUGGUUAUACACCAGCAUCAAACUUUAUCGCUAUGCCACAAUUAAUAGGCGCUACAAUUUAUGCGUUUAUGUGUCAUCAUUCAAUCCCAUCUGUGAUUUCACCUAUCAAAAAUAAAAACAAAAUACUGUUGAAAGUAGCAGCUAACUUUUUGUUAGUAUAUACACUGUUAAUGUGUUUGUGUAUGACAGGUGUUUUUGCAUUCCCAAAAGUAAAUGAAUUGUAUACUAUAAAUUUCUCACCAUCACAAGAUACUAGAUUAUUUUAUCGACUAAUCGAUUCAAUAUUGCUUCUGUUUCCUGUAUUGACAAUCAGUAUUAGUUUUCCAGUUAUUGCUAUUACAUUAAGAAAUAAUAUCCAAGUGAUGUUUCUUCCAAAUGAUGCACAUUGGACCUGGAGGCGAAUAAUUAUACCAUUGUUCUCUUUGAUUACGCCUGUGCUUUUAGCGGCUUUUGUGGCACGUCUUGAAGUUUUAGUUUCAAUUGUUGCUGUGUAUGCUGGUACUGGUGUUCAGUAUGUAACCCCUGCAUUAUUGGUCAUGGCUGCACGUGCUGAAAUUCCACAACAAGUGGCUGCAAUUAAAAAUGAUUAUUGCUCACCAUUUAAAUCUAAAUAUUGGCCGCUGUGUGUUCUGAUAUGGACAGUAAUAUGUAUAAUAGUUUUAACCAUUUCCUUGAUAAGUAAAGAAUUCAAAUGAAAGAUAGACAUAAGCUCAUAUGAACUUGUCACUAUUAUGUUUGUCUACCAAUUUAACUUUUAUCAAAUAUGUGAAUAUAUUUUACUAAAAAUUUAUUUAAGAGAUAUAAAGACUAUGAUUAUUUACGUCACGUUAAGUGUAUACAUAAUAUUUAACUUA